AUGGAUGACUCUACAUUUCGCAAGCUUCUAGACCUUGUGGCACCACAUAUACAGAGGAAAGACACUUGCAUGAGAUCUGCUAUAUCACCAAGGGACAGACUUGCUGCAACUCUCCGGUAUUUAGCAACAGGAAGGUCUUACGAAGACCUGAAAUUCAGCGUAGCAGUAUCACCACAAGCUUUGGGACGCAUAAUUCCAGAAACUUGCAAAGUUAUAUGGAAGUUCCCACAUUCGAAGGAGGAAUGGGGCCAGAUUGGUCAAGACUUCGAAGAAAUGUGGCAGUUCCCUAAUUGGCUGGGCGCUGUAGACGGGAAAAUGUAG
Macrobrachium nipponense is the source of this 321-nucleotide messenger RNA. RefSeq lists its product as uncharacterized. NCBI's taxonomy places the organism in Eukaryota, Metazoa, Arthropoda, Malacostraca, Decapoda, Palaemonidae. The transcript is spliced from 2 exons. The coding region runs from base 1 to 321 and encodes 106 amino acids. The record is from RefSeq and is a predicted model, not a curated record.